AUGUCAUCCAUUCUUAAUAAAUUUAGAAAGCAACCUUAAAAUGAUGUACCCCCAGGAAUUAAAAUAGAGAAUACUUUAUUUGGAUAAUAACAAGGAACAUAUCAGCCUCCCAUAAUUCCUUCUGUUUAAUUACCUCAAACUACCUAACCUAGAUAAAAAGGAAGACCAGGAGGAGGUUCUACAAAUCUAUAAUUUUUUAGGCUGGGAUGAUGAGCCUGAGCCACAAUAGUAAUAAUAAUAAGCAUUGUCAAACAAGCCAACUAAUACGAUCAAUCUAAUUAAUGAUACACCACCAAAAUAAAAUGAAAAUAAAACAAAUAUUGAUAUACUACUACCACCCUAAUCCUUUAAUAACAUUUAAUUAAGUAGAGUGACUGAUUAUAAAAAAGGAUAAUUAUUAACAUAUGAAGAAUUAGAGAUUGGGGGAUUGUAUUAAAUAUCUAUAUAAUUUUUAGUGAAUUUGAAUUUCAUAUUGUAGAAGAAGUAAUUAAAUUAGGUGGUAUUAAAUUGAAAUAAAGUGAUUCAGUUCUUAAGGAAUUUGCAAGAGCCUGUUAAACUUUAUAGGAAUAAUUGAUUGGAAGUAUACUUUUGAAUAAGCUAUAUGGUGAAGAAAAUUGGAAAGUUUAAAUAGUAAAUAAAUUAAAUCUAUUUUUUAGAGAUGCAUAUAUGCAAUUCAAUUUAUUAGUUAAUAAUAUUAAAACUAUAGAGAAUUCUUUUAAAUUAAUUAGAAUUACUUAAAGAUUGAUACGGAUUAAUAAAUAUUAUAAUCAGCUAUUGACUAAACAUUAUUAGAAAUUAAUGGAUAACAGAUAUAAAAGUAAAAGGUAAUUAUAAAAAAUUAUUUUUAAGGAGAUAUAACUUGAAUUUCGUGAACCACCUAAGCCAUAAUAAAAUAUAGUAUAACAAUAAACUAAUCUUUUUGAAAUAGGAAAUAAUGAAGGAUAACAGAAAUAAUAACAAUAAUAAAAACUUGAUUUAAAAUCUCUAAAAAUAAAAUAACCUGAAGUGAAACAAUAGACUUAAAAAUAAUAGAAUACUUAAAUAGAUUUACUUGAAGCAUUUAAUUAAAUAUCUCUGUCUAAUUAUGAUUAAAACUAAUAAUAAUAAUAAUAAUAAUAAUAAUAAUAAUAAUAAGGAAUUAGCUUUGAUGAAAUAUUAAAUACUUAAACAUUAGCUUAAACAGUAUAAUAACCAUAAUAAAAAAAGAAUGCUUUUGGCUUUCUCAAAAAAGAUUAAUAAUAAUAACCUUAAUAAUAACAACCACAAUAAUAAAAAUAAGAAUAAGUAUAAUUAAACUCAUUAUUAUUAUAAACACCUCAAUAAUUAUAUUAACAACCAGCAUUAAAUCAAUAAUAGACUUCAAAUAUUAUGUAUGGAUAACCAUCAAAUUUAUAUAACUUAUAAUAAUAAACUUAGUUAGGAUAGCCUAAUUAUUCAUAAGCAUUUGCUCAAUUUAACAUUUAAUAAUAACAAUACAAUUUGGUUUAGUAAACCCAAUUUACUUAAGAAUAACCAUAGUAAAUAUAACAGCCAACCCAUAAAGAAAAUGCUUUUGAUUUCCUAAAUUUCUGA
Molecule: messenger RNA, 1572 nt
Organism: Paramecium primaurelia
Lineage: Eukaryota; Ciliophora; Oligohymenophorea; Peniculida; Parameciidae
Source: the annotation of a GenBank genome assembly